AUGCCCUACCAGGAUACGCGAGAAGACCAAGAUCAAGACCGCCUACAACCAAUGGCCAAGGUACCAUCCGGAACAAGCGGCCCCGCAAGCGGCCCUAGGACCGGACGCCCGGACCAGGCUGAACUCGAGGAUCACACGACCAACGCUGGAUCCAGGUCAAUCCCAGGAGAACCAACCGAGCCGGAGCAGGUCCCCGACGAAGAAGAUCCAGAAGAGGCCUAA
Molecule: messenger RNA, 222 nt
Organism: Colletotrichum destructivum
Lineage: Eukaryota; Fungi; Ascomycota; Sordariomycetes; Glomerellales; Glomerellaceae
Exons: 2
Coding region: 1-222 (73 amino acids)
Source: RefSeq, a predicted model, not a curated record